AUGGAAUUUGUUACACUGUCUCAAGAAGGCCAGGAGAAGCAAAACCAGGGUGGUGAAGAAAACACAAAGAGAAUGUAUGCUCUUGGUCCUGAUGAAAAGGAGCAUUGUCCUGUGCAGGCCUUGAAACUAUAUCUGUCUAAGUGUGAUCCAAAUGCUGAGAAACUGUUCUGUCAGCAUAAACCUAUCAUUCCUCCUGAACACAUGAUCAAAAUACAUAACUAUCUCACUACAACUUCUAAUCCAAUAACAUUACGGUAUAGAAUCUGGUUCAUCUUGAGUGUUCAGUAUGUCAGCAGAGGGCUUGAAUUCCAUCCGCAGCUAAACAAGAACAGCCUAAAAGUUUGUACUGAUGAAAAUGGGAUGGAAUUUGUUACACUGUCUCAAGAAGGCCAGGAGAAGCAAAACCAGGGUGGUGAAGAAAACACAAAGAGAAUGUAUGCUCUUGGUCCUGAUGAAAAGGAGCAUUGUCCUGUGCAGGCCUUGAAACUAUAUCUGUCUAAGUGUGAUCCAAAUGCUGAGAAACUGUUCUGUCAGGAGAAGUCGAAUACACACAGUAAAACAGUUCAGACAUUUAUCUCAAGAGAAAGCACAAAAGGUAAACCAUAUUCCGGCAAGUUAAGAGAAAUAUAUUAUUAUCUUUUGUCUUUAAAUGUUGGUGUUAGAAAUAUAGGUCCUGUCAUUAAAAAAGUUUUGACACUUGUUGAUUGGGAGGUAAGUGGCUUACCAAGUGUUAAAACAGUAUGCAAUUUUAAUACAGAAUUAGGUGUUUUAGCUAAAAAGCAAGUGAAUGAAAAACUUAAAAGUUCUGAUAAUUUAACAGUACACAGAGAUGCUACUACAAAAAAGGGUAAACAUUAUUAUGGAAUGGAGAUUUCAACUGAAACAGAAACACUUACUGCUGGUAUUAAAGAAGUGCAUAAUGGGAAAGCAGAAACAUAUGUAUCAACAAUUGAUGAAAUCAUGAAUGACAUUUCUUUCUGUUCUGAUGAAAAUUCUGAUCAUUAUUUUUACAAUAACGUUAGAAACUGUAUGACAGACAGAUGUGCAACUGAAGGAAAAGUGAACAAUUUAAUGAAAGAAAAAAUGUCAAAUGAUCUAAAUGAGUUCAAAUGCACUACACAUCCUAUUUUGCAGUUUUCGGAAAUAUGUGAAAAAGAAAUCCAGAAUAUUGAGAAAGAAAACAAAUUUGAAUUUGAUAUUGACAGUCAGUGUUCUUUUAAUAACAUUUUAAAGAGUGUAUCAAAAUUAUUUUUCAAAGAUGGAUCUGGUGACCCUCUGUUAGCCCUUAAUUACUUGAAAUCCAAAGGCAUAAAGACAUUACCUUUAAUCAAUUUUAGAGGAAAUAGAUUUAACACAUCAUUUUACAACUCUGCAGGGGUAUACUACAUUAAAGAUCUCUUACUAGACUAUUUAAGAGAUUCUAAAUCAUCUUUAAAUUACAUUCAGACAACAAUUGUUAAAUGUUUAAACAACAAAUGUUUUCUUUCCAUUUUACGUGCUAUGGGCAUUUUGGAUAAAAUUGUCACUGAACCUUAUUUUUCAUUUACAACCAACACAGACAACAACAUUUUGGAAAUGACUGGAGUUUGUAGCCGUUUAUUACAGAUUCUUAACACAGGUACACAUCAACCAGACCUGUUAUUAAAUAGAAGGGUUAGUCUUUUCUUUGGUCCAGAAGUUGAAAGGGUGGAUGCUGUAUCAACAUGUCUUUUCAAAUCCUCUGAAACUGAUUCGCUGACAUGUAAAGUUUUAAGCAGAUUAUAUCAAGCAUUACAUGAUAAAUGUCAAAGGAUUUUUAAGGAUUACUUACCAGAUGGUAAAAUGUUCUUUCACAGUGAAAAAUUGCUUGAAGAUUCAAAAAGUUGUCCACGUUUAAUGGCAAAAAGUGCUACAAGUGUUCUGUCAUGUGAAAUGGAAUUAACACCAACUGUGCUGCUUCAUGUAUCUUUAAAAGUGUGA
Messenger RNA from Mercenaria mercenaria, 1959 nucleotides. RefSeq lists its product as uncharacterized. The coding region runs from base 1 to 1959 and encodes 652 amino acids. The transcript is spliced from 4 exons. Lineage: Eukaryota; Metazoa; Mollusca; Bivalvia; Venerida; Veneridae. Gene Ontology annotation, molecular function: 3'-5'-RNA exonuclease activity. The record is from RefSeq and is a predicted model, not a curated record.